This is a messenger RNA of Schizophyllum commune H4-8, 2160 nucleotides long. Its product is annotated as TPR-like protein. The record is from RefSeq and is a predicted model, not a curated record. Gene Ontology annotation, cellular component: anaphase-promoting complex. Gene Ontology annotation, biological process: cell division. The transcript is spliced from 14 exons. Bases 69 to 1928 code for a protein of 619 amino acids. Gene Ontology annotation, molecular function: protein binding. NCBI's taxonomy places the organism in Eukaryota, Fungi, Basidiomycota, Agaricomycetes, Agaricales, Schizophyllaceae.
GUCAAAUUUUGCUUCUGGGGUCAGAAUACUUGGAAGGAUUAUUCUUUGAAACACCUGCAGUGGUCAAAAUGUCCACCGACCCCCUCCCAUCCUGGAUAAGAGAACUCCGCCUCUCAAUCAAGGAGUCCUCUGAGCGGGGGUUGAUUGUUUCUACGAAAUGGGCAACAGACAUGCUCAACGCUAUUCCGCCUGACCGGCGGCGAGCGGCAGGUGGCGGGCCCGAGGACCUGAGUAUGCGGAUGCAGAGUGCAGACAUCUCCGACCCAGAAGACCAGGAGGAGGAAGACUUCUUUACCUACGCCCGGCAAGUGUUCGAUGCGAAGGAGUUCCAGCGCGUGGCGACGAUCUUGCGGGACUGCGAGAGCCCGAAGGCCGUCUUCCUCCGGCUGUAUGCGCGGUAUUUGGAGAGCGAGAGGGUGGCGCAGUUGCAGUGGUGGAAGCUCAGCACUUCGCGAGAACAGCCGCCCGCACCAAUCAACGACGACCUUCACGAGUUGUUGGAGUUGACGGGCAAGCCGACGGACCCAUGGAUACUCUUCCUGCAAGGAAUUAUCUACUACCGACUAUCGCGCCGCCAUGACUGCAUGCGCGCCGCGCUCGCAUCCGUCGCCACUCGCCCAUGGAACUGGUCCGCCUGGGAGCUGCUCUGUUCCGCCAUCGAGACGUAUGCUGAGCUCGACCACGUCCUCGCCACCCUCCCCCUCGACCCCAAGCACCCAAUGUCGAUCUGCUUCCGCGUCAAGGUCGCGAACGACUUCUAUAAUUCUGGCCGGGGGGACUUUAACGCGGUAUGCGCUUUGCGGAGGAUGUAUUUCUGCAAUAGUACGUGGCUGGCGGGGCAGGCGGCGCGCGUGCUGUUGAAUACGAGAGACCUCGACGACGCCGAAAAGCAGUUUGACUCCAACCUCGCCGCCGAACCGUUCCGGCUAGACGACAUCGACGCGCACGCCAGCACGCUAUGGCUUGCGAACAAGAAGGAGCGCAUCGCGGAGCUGGCGGCCCAUUUCGCGGGCGCGCCGCAGGACAAGCCCGAGUAUUACUGCCUUAUGGGAAACCACUACUCCGCACGAAAAGAACACGAGAAAGCGGUCCGCGCCUUCCGCAAAGCGACGUAUCUCGACCGGACGUAUGGCGCGGCGUGGACCCUUAUGGGCCACGAGUACUACGAGAUGGCCAACUACCAUGCGGCCAUCGAGUCGUAUAGGCGGGCGAUUGGCGUGAACGCGAAAGACUACCGCGCGUGGUCCGGCCUCGGUCGCUCGUACUCGGCGCUGAAGCUGCAUAUAUAUGCGAUUUAUUAUAAUAGGAAGUCUACGGAGAUCAAACCGGGCGACGCGCGCUCGUGGAUGGAGCUGACGGCGGCGUUCGAGGAAGUGAGCAAAUACCGCGACGCAGCCGCCUGCUGCCGCCGCGCCAUCGGCCUCGACCCAGACCGAGAGAACGGCAUCAGGCAUCGCUACAAGCUGGCCUGGUACCACAAGCGCGCGGGAGAUCACCAGCAAGCGUUGGAGACGUACCUGGAGAUCAUCAGGAUUUGCAGAGAGAACUACAACCUCAUGCGCCUGAAGGAGAAUAUUCAGUCUAUCGUCGCCUUUGCCGAGCUGCAGAUGACGCAUGAGAGCUCGUUCGGCAACAUCGUCGACGCGUAUAUCAUCCUCAAGAAUGCGCCCAAUCCUGAGGACGUCCCCCUCCCCCGCGCUACUUCCAAUGACCCUUACGCGGCCACCGAGGCCAUCAAGCGCCAGCGCGAAGGCCAAAUGUACAUCAAGCAGUACAUGAAGGAGAACCCAAAGGAGUUCCAAAAGGUGCGCGACCUGCUCGCCCGGCUCGAGGGAUCGAUCUGGCGGCUGUCGGCGGAGAGGAAGCAGGAACUGAGGAGGCGGUCGCUGUUGAAUGGGAUCCCGGGGCUGAAGGUGAAUCUUGUGUAGAGGGUGGGAGGAGGAGGAGUGGGAGGGUUUGGAGAGUUGGGAGGGGUAUACUUCUCUUGUAUUCGUAUGCAAAUUCCAAAAGAAAUCUUCGUGCACUUCUUCCAUCUCUCCUUCAUCGGUAUCUUCAGUGUACACCGAUAGCAACCCCCUGCUACAAGUUCCCCCCUACGCCAACGAGAGACGGUACGAGUAAAUCUGGCAACAGCAAUUAUGCUACAGGUCGAAUAGUGCG